AUGGGCAACGCAUCCUCAAUGCCACCCCCUAUCAUCGCCGUCCCCGGCCCCUACGCCAACUACCCGAUUGCCGACUACCAUGAAGGCGACGAGAUCUGCCCUCCCUUCUACUACAGACCGCAGCCCGGUGGUCAACGUUUCCAGCCAGCACCACCCCAACCACCCUACGACCCAUCAUUCUACGGGCAAGCUAAUCACCACCUGCCAUACAACCCUCAACAUCCACCUCCUCGAGCCCAUCUAUACCCUCGCGCACGCAGAGAUGCAGGCUUCGUCGAAGAACUCCCCGAUAGCGACGCCGAUGACCAUCCUCGUCAACCACCUCCUCGCGCACCUCGCUUUACAAAGGCUGAAAUGGACACAUAUCCGCACGCACAAGCUGCUGCUGCGACUUCCACCAAUAGAAACACAGCCGGAGAUCCCUUCGUCGACGCAUGCAUCUGCCCAGGAACAUGCAAGUGCCGGGGCAACGGGAAGAAGAUCUCCUACCGAGGCCGGGACUCCAGAACCGGCGAAGCACUCUCCGGCACGAUCCGUGUCGGGGACUUUGACGGCACGCAGGCAGCGCGCAAAGCGGCGCGGCGGAAGAAAAAGGCGAAGCAGAGCGAGCGAGAACGGGCGGAGAGGAUGGAGGAGGGGAUUGGGGGCAUUCGGGAGGCGGUGGAGAAGGGGAAUCGAGGUGUGGAGACGGCGAUGGAGAAUCUGCCUCGGAGGUUGAGGGAGGCGUUUGAGCAUGCUGUGCAAGGGGGUGGUGGAGAUGGUGGGGAUGAAGGUGAGAUGGUUGAGGGGCGUGGGAGGAACGGGGUGCCGUCGCCACAUUGGGGACUGCGUGGUAGAGGUGGAUAUGCCGGUGCUGAGUGCCAUGAUGGUGACGCAUUCGGCGAAAGGGACCAGCAUGAUAUGUAUAGGCCGCCACCGAUGCGGUCUGGCAUGGGCGCUCUGCGCGACCCUAGAUAUCAAAAACGACCACCGGGACGCCGCCAAGCUCGAAAUGCGUUCGACGACCAUCAGUUCGAAUCUGACGAUGACGACAGCUACGAUGAAGAGCCAUUUGUCGAUCACCACAAAGGCCGAGACGGUGCCUUUGGCCACGAAGACCACAGAGCCAGAGGCAGAGCAGCCCACAGAGGCUUUGGCAGAGGCACUCGUGGUCUAGACGGGAUGCGAAGAAUGCAAAGCCGCAUGGGUGGUCCACACGGAGGCAGGAGAGACCACAUACAUGUCCACGACCACGUCAACGCCGAGCACGGCGACAAGGACAUGUUUGGCGGGCGUCUGCGCGGAGGACGAAUGGAUGAUGACUGGAGCACGGAGUCUAGCGAUCAUUUCGUCGGCAAAGGAGGAGGAGGAAGAUGCCGACGAGGGAGAAACAUGCGUAAACAUGGAGGAGACGAGGAUGACUGGGAUGAUGACGGUGAUGAUGCCGCGAAACCGCCAAAACACACCAAUCCACCACCAGACCCAAAGACAACAGACCCACAGCCAACUCCGCAAGCCGCACCACCACCACCACCACCAGAAGACCCAUCACCAAAAUCUCCACCCGCAGUCAAUCCCCCCACCCCAAACACCACACCCCCUCAGCACGCCCAGCAAACAAACCCAUACCCCAUCCCCUCCUACCCACACCCAACACACCCCUUCCCACCAAACCCCUACAACCCCAACCCAAGACCAGGAUCCUAUCCCCAGCCACCACCCUACCAAACCUACCCAACCGCACCCGCAAACCCCAACUAUACCAUACCCGCCCAACCCACAAACCUCCAACGCCCACCAUACCCCCAGCAAACGCACUUCUUCGACCAACAACAAGGUGUGGCGCCCGGCACCACGCUCCGCGGCACAGCAAACCAAUACCCGUAUCCAUAUCCAUAUCCAUACCAAACCCAAUAUCAAAACCAACACCAACAUCAGUAUCCGAACCUGUAUCCGAAUCCGAACCAGCAUCCGAACCAGCACCCGAAUCCAUACCCGAAUCCGAAUCCAAAUCUAAAUCCAUACCAAGCGCAAGCAACACGUCGAGAAGCCCGUAUGGACGAGGAUGCAGACGCAGAUCCAGAUGCAGAUGCGAAAAUGGGACGUGAAGGGGGUGAAAAUCAGCAGGAUGAGUGGGAUGAAGGGCGGAGCGGGGAAGGUGGUGAUGGCGAUGAGGGGAAAGGUGAGAGUCCAGAUGGGCGGGAAGGGGGAGAGAGAAGAGGAGUUGGGCGGAAUGAGAGAAGAGCUGAUAGUGGCAGGGAGCAGGAUGAGAGGAGAGGGUUCAUGUGGGGCGGAAGAGAAGGUGAGAGAGCGAGGAAAGGGAAGGGAGGGGGUGUGAAGGAUGUCUAG
This is a messenger RNA of Pseudovirgaria hyperparasitica, 2328 nucleotides long. RefSeq lists its product as uncharacterized. Bases 1 to 2328 code for a protein of 775 amino acids. The transcript has 2 exons. Lineage: Eukaryota; Fungi; Ascomycota; Dothideomycetes; Acrospermales; Acrospermaceae. The record is from RefSeq and is a predicted model, not a curated record.